Messenger RNA from Calliphora vicina (urban bluebottle blowfly), 1118 nucleotides. It is a transcript of the gene Ms, whose product is annotated as Myosuppressin. The coding region runs from base 114 to 416 and encodes 100 amino acids. The record is from RefSeq and is a predicted model, not a curated record. The transcript is spliced from 3 exons. NCBI's taxonomy places the organism in Eukaryota, Metazoa, Arthropoda, Insecta, Diptera, Calliphoridae.
GUUUACGAACUCAACAAGUGAACAACUCAAGCAUCUAACAAAUCAUCUAAGUUAUAAUUCUUAGUACAUUUCAACUUCAACAAAUUACUACAACCUCAAUUAAUCAAACAAAAAUGAUGUCUAAUCAAAUUGUAUCCGCUGUUGCCUGUGCCCUCAUCUUCUUUGCCGCUUUGUCAUCAUGCUAUGGCGCUACAAUGGCUCCUCUGUGUCAACCUGGCAUCAUUGAGGAAAUGCCAACACACAUUAAAAAAGUUUGCAUGGCUUUGGAAAACUCGGAUCAAUUGUCUUCAGCCCUGAAAUCCUACAUUAACAAUGAGGCUGCCACUUUGGUCUCUAAACAGGAUGAGCUCAUUAAUAACUAUGGCAAGCGUACCGAUGUCGAUCACGUUUUCUUGCGUUUCGGCAAAAGACGUUAAAUUCUACACAAUCCUUACCAACUUCGCAGACAACAGACCCUCAACCCCCCCUCAAAACAAACCGCCUGGCUAAUUGGACCACACAAUUUGUUUAUAAAAAAACUAAAAUAAUAAUUAAUUUAGAAAAAAAAAAUAGAAACAUGUAAAAAAUAAAUACUAAAGUUGAUCUCUUUGUAAUAUUACAAUAACACCACCAUCACCACCAUUUUAAUACGACAAGAAACAAAAAAAUCAUAGUAGUGACUUUUUGCUGGCACUACAUGACGUCAUCUUACAAUAAUACACUGAACAAAAUAGUAUUGUAGUAGAAAAUAGUUUGUUUGUAAUCAGUAGUAUUGUAUAUUGACAUUUAAACAAAACAAAAAAUAAAAAUGUACAUAAAUUAAAUAAAUUAUUGUAAAGAAAAGUAAAGACAAUUUGAAAUUACUUAAUUAAUAAUAUUAAGCAUUACUUUCUUAUAGUAGUACAUACAAGCUCUAUGUACGAUAUUUAAUCCAUAUGUGUCACAAUAUUGAAAAACAAAAACUUGUAUACCAACUUACAUUACAUAUUUACUUAAAUUAUACAAUAUGGGGCAGAGCGGUACAUACAUACUUUUUCUAUUCAUAUUUAUUAAAUUCAUUUAAAUGUAAUAUUUAUUAUAAUUGGUUUUUGAUUUAUUAGUAAUAAAAAUUAAUUGAAACAAAAAAAAAACACUCAAAA